Lichtheimia ornata is the source of this 1329-nucleotide messenger RNA. RefSeq lists its product as uncharacterized. The coding region runs from base 1 to 1329 and encodes 442 amino acids. The record is from RefSeq and is a predicted model, not a curated record. NCBI's taxonomy places the organism in Eukaryota, Fungi, Mucoromycota, Mucoromycetes, Mucorales, Lichtheimiaceae. The transcript has a single exon.
AUGUCUACAGCGAUCGAAUCCAGUCUUGACGAUGCGAUUGCUGUUACAACGGACAGUACACCAUCUACUUCUUCUUCUUCUACUACCACUACUACAGCCAGCACCCGAGUCAUAAAGCAGCCGUUAAUUCAAGUCUAUUUUCCCAUCACUUUCACACGAUCUGUGGACGUUCGCCUCCCAGUAGCCAGGACAGCCACAGCUUGUGGAAUCUAUUAUUCGACAAUCUUUCUUGCAUCAUCAUCAUUAUCAUCACUUGACAUGCCGAAAAUAUCACGCGCUACCCAAGCACGAUUGCUAAGAAAGGCCAAUGCAUCGAUACCCGCAUCAACUUCAACAUCAACAUCAUUAUCCGCACCACAACAAUCAAUACCACCAGCAAAAGACACUUCAAUUAAUAACAAUGACACACCACCAUCGCCCAACACAAUGACCCUAGCUCGGGAUUCGAAUGACAGCAAUAAUAAUAAUGAAGCAUGUUGUAACAGCCACCUCAGUGAGAGCAGCGACAUCGUUACCAAGAAGGAUGAUGAAGAUGAUGGUAGUGAUGGAAAUCGUCACCUAGCAACGGCAACAACAGCAACAGCACCAGCAGCUGUGGAUGAACCCAAAGACAACAUUCAUGCAUCAACAACACUAGAGCCGGCGAUACCCACGCCUCAUUUGAGUACACCUCCUUCUCGAUCAUCUUCUUCUUCAAGUCGUAUCCCCAUACGUAAAUCCAAUUCCAUGCCAACAGCUAAAUCUCCUGAAGCUAUUACAACACGUCGUGCACCCGCUACUACUGCAGCAGCCACCACGACCACGACGCUGCAUAAGCGGAAGCAUGACGGGCAACAACAAACACCACGCCCUAGAUCUGCAUCACCAAAGCCAUCUACAGCUCCUGUUCGUAACAAGACAACGAGUGUGAAUCGGUCAUCAUCGCCAUCACCCAAAUCGAUUGCUACCAAGGUGCGUGAGGCGGAUGUACCUAUGCCCAAAAAGCCUAUACCUACCAGUCCUCCUUUAAGGAUCCAUCAUGGAGCACAUAAAAAGAGUGGGAAUAAGGAUCACACGAAGCACGGCAAUGAAGAUGAAGAAGAUGAAGCACCUGUACGUAUUACAGCACAAGAACGAAGACGUCGUGAAAACAUGCGAGCUCAACAGAUCAAAAUGUGGCGUGUUCGUGAAGAACGUGAGGCAAGAGAUGCAAGGACUAUUGCACGGCGUAAAAUGAUGGAACGCCCUACGUCACGCAAUAAGGAACCGUCACCACCUCCUACACCUCCCAGGCGAGCUGUCAAAUUCAAUCUGAAACGUAAUAAGGUUAUUGAAAUCUCUCAUCAAUAA